AUGUCCGGCGAUCUCCAGUGGCUCCUCCUCCGCAAGAACAACUCGUUCAUCGUCAAGGGCGGUCACGGCCCGGCGUUCUCGCGUGAGAAGGGAAACCUCCUCAACCGCCACUCGCACAAGUACUCUGGCCUCACCAACGCCCAGGGUAUCUCUAUGCACCCCACCAAGGAGGGUUCUAUCUUGAUCACCAAGAUCAAGAAGGAUGUUUCUCCCCACCAGGUCGCUUCCGCUCGUGUCCCCGUCACCCUCCGCCGUGGUACCACCGCUCGCCGAGCUGCCAAGAUCGCCGCUGCCGAGACCGCCGGUAAGGGCUACCGAUCCGACCUUCGUCAAGCCGCCGUCGCCCGCGCCUCCGCCCUCGUCCGUGCUCAGCGCCGAUCCGCCAACGUCCCCAAGACCCGCGCACCCAAGCUCCGUGGAAAGAAGGCCCGCAAGGCCGCGUUUGGCCAGAAGGUCGGGAGCGAGGAGGAGGACGUCAUUGAGCUUGAUUAA
Dioszegia hungarica is the source of this 492-nucleotide messenger RNA. RefSeq names its product 60s ribosomal protein. Lineage: Eukaryota; Fungi; Basidiomycota; Tremellomycetes; Tremellales; Bulleribasidiaceae. Gene Ontology annotation, molecular function: structural constituent of ribosome. Gene Ontology annotation, cellular component: ribosome; cytosolic large ribosomal subunit. The record is from RefSeq and is a predicted model, not a curated record. The transcript is spliced from 4 exons. The coding region runs from base 1 to 492 and encodes 163 amino acids. Gene Ontology annotation, biological process: translation.